AUGUCAAACAAAAAUGAUGCAUUAAAGAGAAAAAGAACAAGUACACAAAAAACAUAUGAAAAAUGGACAGAUUAUGAAGAGGAUUUAGAAGAGAGUGAAUUGAAUACAAAGACAAGAGACCCCAAUUCAAUAGGAACCAAUGGUACUGGAAACAUACCACAGAUUGGGGUUGGAGAACCAAAGGGAGCAUUCAAAGACUAUUCAAAGAGAUGUCAGAUCAAAGACAACAUUGCAUCCAAACCUAUUUGGGUGUGUCCCGAUGGUAGAAUCUUUCUCGAAACCUUUUCACCAAUCUAUAAAGAGGCUAGUGACUUUUUAGUGGCUAUUGCAGAACCAGUGUGUCGUCCUCAAUUGAUUCACGAAUAUCAAAUGACACCCUUUUCACUGUAUGCGGCUGUAUCGGUUGGUAUCGAUACAACACACAUUAUAAAGGUACUCAAUACAUUGUCAAAGAUGGAAGUACCACCUGAAAUAGAAUCAUUUGUUCGUCAAUGUACAAGUAGUUAUGGCAAGGUAAAGUUGGUGCUACAAAGAAACAAAUACUUUGUUGAAAGUGCACAUCCAGAGGUAUUGGAGUUUUUGCUAAGGGAUUCGGUUAUUGCAUCGGCUCGUAUCAAGCAGACGGUUGCUGAUGUGUUGGCAGACCAACAACUAAUGUUGGACGGCGGACCAAACGCAGCGACCGACGCACCACCAUCACUCGACACUGCGACUGGAUUUCUCGUCGGCAAGACAAUGGCUGGUCAAAUCUCUGGUGGUAUUCAACCAAACCAAUUGUUUGACAAGGUGUUGUUGGGUGAUGAAGAGGAUACAGUAAACAACUCGGAUCAACAAUACCACUCGUUUGAAAUCGAUUCGCAGCAAGUUGAAGCAGUCAAAAAGCGUUGCAUCCAACUCGAUUAUCCAAUGUUGGAAGAAUACGACUUUAGAAACGAUACUGUCAACCCAAACCUACCCAUCGAUCUCAAACCAACCACUAUGAUUCGUCCGUACCAGGAAAAGAGUCUUUCCAAGAUGUUUGGAAAUGGUCGUGCAAGAUCUGGUAUUAUCGUGCUUCCAUGUGGUGCUGGAAAGUCGCUGUCUGGUAUCACGGCAGCUUGUACUGUCAAAAAGAGUAUUCUCGUGCUCUGCACAUCGGCAGUGUCUGUCGAACAGUGGAAAUUCCAGUUUAGACUAUGGAGUAAUAUAGAAGAAAAGAUGAUCUCCAAGUUUACAUCAGACAACAAGGAAAAGAUGUAUUCUAUGGCCGGUGUGACUAUUACAACCUAUACAAUGAUUGCAUUUGGUGGAAAACGUAGUCCGGAGAGUCUCAAGAUUAUGAACGAGUUGACUACACGUGAAUGGGGUCUAGUAUUGUUGGACGAGGUGCAUGUCGUGCCAGCUGCCAUGUUUAGAAAGGUUCUAACCGUCACUAAAGCACAUUGCAAGCUUGGAUUGACUGCUACACUCCUCAGAGAAGAUGAAAAGAUUCAAGAUCUCAGUUUCCUCAUUGGUCCAAAACUGUAUGAGGCCAAUUGGCUCGACCUCCAAAAGGCAGGGUUUCUUGCCAACGUCUCGUGCUCAGAGAUUUGGUGUGAAAUGACAGCCGAGUUUUACCGCGAGUAUCUAACCAACGACUCGCAGGGUAAAAAGAAGUUGCUCUACACUAUGAACCCCAACAAGUGUCGUGCGUGCGAGUAUCUCAUUCGCUACCACGAACAACGUGGCGACAAGAUCAUUGUCUUUUCCGAUAACGUCUAUGCACUCAAAAAGUACGCUAUCGAGUUUAAACGAUACUUUAUCUAUGGUGAAACAUCUGGUCAGGAACGUCUAUCUAUCUUGCGAAAGUUCCAGUUUGACCCAUCGGUCCGUACCAUCUUUAUCUCCAAGGUUGGUGACACGUCAAUCGAUAUUCCAGAGGCUACAGUCAUUAUCCAAAUCUCUAGUCACUAUGGAAGUCGUCGUCAAGAGGCUCAACGUCUUGGUCGUAUCCUCCGUCCAAAGCCAAAGUCUGAUGGCAACUACAAUGCCUUUUUCUACUCUCUUGUCUCAAAGGAUACACAGGAAAUGUACUAUAGUACAAAGAGACAACAGUUCUUGAUUGAUCAGGGAUACAGUUUCAAGGUCAUCUCUGAACUACCAGGUCUCGACCUAGAGACCGAUCUCCACUUUUCAUCAAAAGAGGCUCAACUCGGUCUUCUCAAUGAAGUGCUCAAAGAAGGUGACGACAGUGGUCGUGCUGAAACUUUGGAUGAAGAUUUCGAUGAUAUCACAACUGGAAAGAUUAAAAAGAAGAAAAAGACUACUACCGUCACUCGUACCACCGGUAGUAUGAAAACUUUAUCAGGUGGUUCAACCAAUACUUCUUAUAUGGAAUUUCAAAAAAAUCAACAACAACAACAAAAUGCUCCUUCAAAUAUGUAUCGUGUAACUAAUCAUACUAAAUAUAAAUAA
This is a messenger RNA of Cavenderia fasciculata, 2433 nucleotides long. It is a transcript of the gene repB, whose product is annotated as transcription factor IIH subunit. The transcript has 2 exons. NCBI's taxonomy places the organism in Eukaryota, Evosea, Eumycetozoa, Acytosteliales, Cavenderiaceae. The coding region runs from base 1 to 2433 and encodes 810 amino acids. Gene Ontology annotation, biological process: transcription initiation at RNA polymerase II promoter; nucleotide-excision repair. Gene Ontology annotation, cellular component: nucleotide-excision repair factor 3 complex; transcription factor TFIIH holo complex; transcription preinitiation complex. Gene Ontology annotation, molecular function: 3'-5' DNA helicase activity; hydrolase activity; DNA binding. The record is from RefSeq and is a predicted model, not a curated record.